AUGGAUAAUGAGAUGAUUCCAUCUGUUACAAGAACUGUUGAAGGUAAUCACGGUGGAUAUCAUUAUAGAGAUGAAUGGUAUAUGGAUAUGGAAAUCGAGGAAUUUGAUAACUUGGUUAUUGAGAUUAAUAGUGAUGAAGAUAAUAGAUUUAUUAGUGAUGAAGAUAAUAGAUUUAUUAUUCAAAUUGAUAGCGAUGAAAUUGAAGAUGAAUGGAACUAUGGCUGGGAAGAUGGAAUAGAGAUUGAAGAAAAUAUUAGGUUUGUUCCUGCGGCUCCGUCAUGUAUUGAAGGAUUGAAGAUGGUAAAAGUAGAAGAAGCGGAAACAUGUACUAUUUGUCUUGAAGAUUUUAAUGUUGGUGUCUGUAUGCCAUGUUCACAUAUGUUUCAUAUGAAUUGUAUUCAAGAUUGGUUAAAUGUAGGCAAUUCUUGCCCUUUAUGUAGAUUUCAGCUACCUACUAGUAGCUCAAAUGAAUAA
Vicia villosa (hairy vetch) is the source of this 474-nucleotide messenger RNA. RefSeq names its product E3 ubiquitin-protein ligase SDIR1-like. The record is from RefSeq and is a predicted model, not a curated record. Gene Ontology annotation, molecular function: ubiquitin protein ligase activity. The transcript has a single exon. Gene Ontology annotation, cellular component: cytoplasm. NCBI's taxonomy places the organism in Eukaryota, Viridiplantae, Streptophyta, Magnoliopsida, Fabales, Fabaceae. Bases 1 to 474 code for a protein of 157 amino acids. Gene Ontology annotation, biological process: protein ubiquitination.